UGGUGCCCCGCUUGUUCACAAUUUUGUUUGGCAUCCAUGAUAAAGAUUUGCCAACAAUUAAAAUUAGGAAAAUCAUAGUUUACUUUGAAGGUUCAUUAUCUAGGCGAAAUAAUUUUAUACACAAUUAAACGCGAAAAUUGUGCUAAGUGGUUUCUCGUCUAUUUAGUUGAUAAUCGAUAAAGUUUAAAAGAAAAAUGAGCCUUAAUGAUAAAAGUGACGGAAUUUCUAGAGAAGAAUGGCAAUCGAGAUUGGAAACGUUUCCUUUCAAACAAGACGAUAUUAAUAAGCUCAUUAUGAACUAUUUAGUCACAGAGGGUUUCAAGGAAGCGGCAGAAAAAUUUCAAGCAGAAUCUGGUGUGGAGCCAUCCGUUGAUUUAAGCUCUUUAGAUAAUAGAAUAUUAAUACGAGAGGCGGUACAGAACGGCCGAAUACAGGAGGCAACACAUCUUGUAAAUCAGUUACACCCGGAGCUGCUCGACAAUGAUCGCUAUCUGUAUUUCCAUCUUCAACAAUUACAUCUGAUUGAACUAAUUCGUGCUGGCAAAAUUGAAGAGGCCUUGACGUUUGCCCAAACGCAGAUUUCCGAAGCAGGCGAAAGUAAUCCCGAAGUCCUAAAUGAACUGGAACGGACACUUGCACUUUUAGCUUUUGAAAAACCUCAGAAUAGUCCAUUUGCGGACCUCCUCGAUCAGACACACCGACAAAAAGUGGCUAGUGAGUUGAAUGCAGCAAUACUCAAAAUGGAACACCAGGAGCAGUCCAGUCCUCGUAUGAUCAACGUUCUUAAACUGAUCUUAUGGGCUCAAGCCGAACUAGAUCGGAAAAAUGUUAAGUACCCAAAAAUGAUUGAUUUAGCAACGGCUACAAUUGAUCCGAAAUAAAACUACAAUUAGAAUUACGAAACGUUGAUCAACUAUUUUCUGCUUAAUAUUGGAAUAUUAAUCUGAUUUUAUGGUUUCAUUUAUGUUCGAUAAGUACAUGCAAAUCGAUUCUAUUGGAAAUGCUAAGAGUGUAGAAUAAAACUGAGAAUUUCGUCAUAUUACAAGGCAUUAUAAAAUGCAUAUUUCAUUUAAAAGCUCAUAAGUUUCAUGUUUCCAUAUCCUUGACGUCAUCUCUAAAAGUAUGCAAUGAGUGGCUCAAUGUAACCAUAAGGUAACAAAUCGGAAAUUUCUAACAACAUUUUCUCUAUAAACCGCUGAAUAUUGUGCACUUAAGUGAAAUUUUCAUCAAAAAUAAAGCCGUAGUAUUUAUUGGA
Messenger RNA from Malaya genurostris, 1255 nucleotides. RefSeq names its product glucose-induced degradation protein 8-B homolog (gene Hou). Gene Ontology annotation, cellular component: cytoplasm; nucleus. NCBI's taxonomy places the organism in Eukaryota, Metazoa, Arthropoda, Insecta, Diptera, Culicidae. The record is from RefSeq and is a predicted model, not a curated record. The transcript has 3 exons. Gene Ontology annotation, molecular function: protein binding. Gene Ontology annotation, biological process: proteasome-mediated ubiquitin-dependent protein catabolic process. Bases 195 to 881 code for a protein of 228 amino acids.